CCAACCUAAAGCAGAGCACCCAAAAGGAGUCGGUGAGAGCCCGCACGCACGCAUGGCUCCAAACAUGGGGGGCUCCGGCUAGGCCCGAGGAUAGGUGGCGCAUGAUGGGCUGCGCGCUGCCACGGCGCACGGGCAGCAACGCCCUGAGCCCCUGAUCGGCCUCGAAGAGCUGGAGAUCCAUCGAACUUGCCGGCACGCACCUCCCGGGGACGAGGACUGUGCGCUGCACCGUUCACCCCCACACCGCACCUACCGUUGGCCCCUACUACCGUCUACCAGAGCCGGGGCAGGCCAAACGUACCACGGCAGGGUCGGUCACUCCAUCCAGCCAGUCACCAGUGCGGCUCAAGCGAGUGAGCCAGCAGCAGGUAGCUGAAGGCCGGGGCUUUUAGGCGGACGUGGACGCGACGGCCACGCCACGCGCUGCCGGUGCUGGCCGACGCCGUCGCGGGGCUCGCGCGGCGGCGCGGCGUAAAAAAUAUCGCAAGUGCCAGCGGCAAGUUGGCCUCCUUGCGCGCGCUUGCUGGCGCUGGGGGCUCCCCGAUUCCUGAUGCAGGUGCAGCGCACGGUCCCGGGGUGCACUCCCCGGCGCCGCGGCGCGGCUAUAAGUAGCGCGCAUGCGCCGCGGCAGAGCACUCCGCAGACGCACACGGGCAGACACCGGCAACAGCUCGAGCUCGCGGCAUAGUCGAACACGCGCAUACGAGCUAGUGGGCUGGUGAAUCUCGGCCUCGACCUCGUCCGGACGCGAUGGCCGGCGGCGGCGGCAAGAACGGCGGGAGGCUGAGCCUGUACGCGGUGCUGGGCGUGGCCAGCGACUGCUCCGACGCCGAGCUGCGCAGCGCCUACCGCAAGCUCGCCAUGAAAUGGCACCCCGACAAGUGCGCCGGCGCGGGGAGCUCCGCCGGCGGCGUGGACGCGGCCAAGGCGAGGUUCCAGAAGAUCCAGGGAGCCUACGCCGUUCUGUCGGACCCCAACAAGCGGAUCCUGUAUGACGUCGGGGCCUACGACAGCGACGGCGACGAUGACGGCGCCUGGGAGAUCCUCGGGGAUAUUCUCGACGCCACGAGCCAGGCCGGCCCCGCCGAGCAGGGCAAGGGGGAGAGCCUGGAGGACCUGCAGCGGCAGUUCGAGGAGCUCUUCCUGCGGCCGUCGCCGUCGUCCUUCUGCCCGCCGGACGACGCCGGGAAGUCGGCGGCCAAGAGGAGGGCCGCACGGAAGUAGGGCCGGCGAGGAACGGCUCGCGCGUGAUUACAUUAAAGAAGACGCACGCUGCGACUUGGGAUCAGCUGCUUUGACGAACUACUACGCACUGAGGCAGGAUAACGACCUGCGAGGAUCGUCGUCGGAGGAGGCUGCCAGUCCUGUCUGUGUGACCCAAUAACCCCGGCGCCCUCCUGCACAUUCCGAUGCUUUGCGUUUUCUGAACUUGUUGCUACAGAUUGGUCAGAAUAAGAUAGAUGGCCACGCACACCCACACCCGUCUCUGUAUGCACGCACGAUGCCUUCUCGAAUUAACAAGACGACGUUGGGGGUUUUCCAAUGUGCUUGCUUGCUA
Molecule: messenger RNA, 1558 nt
Organism: Panicum hallii
Lineage: Eukaryota; Viridiplantae; Streptophyta; Magnoliopsida; Poales; Poaceae
Product: chaperone protein DnaJ-like
Exons: 6
Coding region: 751-1224 (157 amino acids)
Source: RefSeq, a predicted model, not a curated record